This is a messenger RNA of Rhipicephalus sanguineus (brown dog tick), 3089 nucleotides long. RefSeq names its product fanconi-associated nuclease 1. The record is from RefSeq and is a predicted model, not a curated record. Gene Ontology annotation, biological process: interstrand cross-link repair. Gene Ontology annotation, cellular component: nucleus. Lineage: Eukaryota; Metazoa; Arthropoda; Arachnida; Ixodida; Ixodidae. The coding region runs from base 223 to 2949 and encodes 908 amino acids. Gene Ontology annotation, molecular function: flap-structured DNA binding; 5'-flap endonuclease activity; 5'-3' exonuclease activity. The transcript is spliced from 15 exons.
UUUUGUCCUUAUGGGAGACAUAUGGAAGUCCUGUAGUGCUUACCAUGCGGCUCUUCAAGUGUGGCCAAACUGGAAUUGUUGGACAGCGCUGACUGAGCGGGGACAUCGACCGGACCUCGCACAUCAGGACAUGCACACUUUCAGUUAACGAAUGCACGGAGUAAAAAAAAAAAAAGAACAAGUAUUUAUUUUUACGCACCUUGCCGCGGUGGCCGAUUCGUAAUGUCAGGCGGCCAGUCCAAAAUCACGAGCUUCUUUAUUUCCUCAAGUCCAGUCAAAACAUCGGCAGCGAGACCUGUCAAGUCUUCCCCAAAAUCGACGACAAGAAGAGGCGGAAAACUAUCGCUUAAAAAUAAAUCCACGCGAUUGUUCGCAGAUAGCCAGAGUAAAAAGGUUAAACUAGAUGGUUACCGCUUGGCAUCACCUCCCGACAAAGAUGACAGUGACGUGGAAAUCGUUGAAGUUGUACCUCCACGACAAAACGUCAGUGAACUUGGCCUUGGGGAAAAUACUAAAAAGAAGGAACUGAAGGAAUGCCUGUGCGAAAAUGUCGCGAAAGUUAACGCAAAAAGUCCGGUGUGUCACACAAGUGAACAAAGUGCUCCGACAGAGCAUAAGGAAUGCUGCAGACACGUGAAGCUGCCUGUACAAACUCUUCUAAGCCCUGCGAAAGAAUCAUCGAGUGGUAAUACUGUGCGUAAUAAGACACGCGACCUUAAACUAGGUCUUAAAAAACAAAGUGCUGUGAUAGAACACAAAAAGUGCUGUGAUGAAGAAUGCAACGAGUUAAAGCCAACUGUGCAAACUGUUUUGAGCCCGGUGAAAAAAUCGUCUAAUGUCAGUGGGGUGUUUGAGAGGCCAGGUGGUUUCAAACUAAAUGCGGAGACAGAAAUGGUGGAAGGACAGAACGUGCAGUGCAAGCCAUCAGACUCAGCCGUGCAGACUCCAAGUGCACCAGAGGAAUCUGCUGAUGGUAGCGCAACGAAAAGUCCUUACUAUCUGGAGAACCUCGUAUUGAUAGUUAAUUCGAUAAAAGACAGUGAUGACUGGAAUCUUUUCAACCAGCAGGAACAGGAAAUGUUUUGCGAGUUUCUAGGGGCAGAUGAUAAAUGCCAGAAGCUGCUUGCCCGGCUUCUUCAGCGAAAGCACAUGUGGCGAAGAACAUCUAAAAUUGGUUACCCGGACAUUGCCAGUGAUGUUUCCCCAAUUCUGCUAACCUUAAGAGACAAAGGCUACGUAGAGGACGUGACAAGCUUGAAAGACCUGGACGUGGCCUUACGCCUGCUGUCACCGUUCGAGUUGAAGACCUUGGCUCAAGUGUUUAAGCUGAGGACAACUGGCCAGGGCAAAGGAAGUCUUGCAGACUCACUGAUAGAUCACUGCAACAAGCAGCAAACUGUACUGUUCGGCUCCAAGCAGGCAUCUCUUCAGCAACUUGCACUGAAACGGGCACUGGCAUUGCUUGGUCCUGCAUGGAAGCUCUGUGAUGAGCCACGCGAUGCAUGGAGGCGUCUGCUAAGGCUCUUCUCUCUGGGGACUCCGUGGGACAUGGAAGAAGCAGGAGAAACCCCGCAAGUGUAUGGUUUGCAGCUUGUAGCAGCUGGAAAGAUGGCCUUCCCUGAGUAUGAAGUUUCAAGGCAACACGAAGUCUUCUCCUCACGAAUUGACCUAGUUAGGUAUGAAGCAUCAAAGGUUCUGGAGGCAGAGCUGAUCCAAGCCACUAUGGACAAAAAAUGGGAAAAGGCUAGGCAACUUUUCAAUGAUGUUGAAAAGCUUGCUAGAAGCAAGGAGGCGUUGGAAUACCAGGACAGGGACCAGUUAUUGACACCAUUCCUGAGACAUUUCAGCAUGUGUGGCGUCUACACUCGGUGUCGUUGCUUGGGUGUCGAUGUGCUGCAGCGUCUCAAAGAACAUCGACGUGCUGUCAAGGUUCUCAGAGAUCUUUUAAGCCAAAAGCUCUACUGUCAGAGCCGCAGAGGCCACUGGUGGGAUCGACUGGCCCUCAACUUGGAAGUUCACCUGGGGAAGCCAGUGGAGGCCCUAAAAGUUGUGCAUGAGGCCCUAGAUGACCCCAGCAUCAGCCCUGCUGCUCGUCAUGCCUUGGUCACAAGGGCAAAUCGCUUGGCUGCAAAGAUGCCCAAGGACGUGUUGCCAUCACUGAAAUCCCUUCUGGAGCAGGAGAAAUGGGAUGCACUACCACAGGUGGAAAUCGAAGGCCAGCUAGCAGAUCGCAUGGUGCCUGGACGAACUAACAUGUUUGCAGCACGAGACGGAACAACCAUGGAAGUCAUCUCCGUUGAAGAAGUGGCAUUGCGGCAUUACAACCUGCAGGGCUACUCUAAAGGAGUCCAUGGUGAAGGCUCCACGUUUCAUGCACUCUUUGGCCUGCUCUGCUGGGGUGUGAUAUACAUGAGCGGUGUGCCAGAUGCAUUUCGGUCUGCAUACCAGGCGCUGCCCUUGGAUCUUCAUUCAAAUAGCUUUUUCACAAGCCGGGAGCAAAGUUUUCUCGAAGCAUUCAAAGUGAUCUCUGAAAGCACAACACAGGAACUGGAAGAGAGAGUUGCAGCUGCCUACAAUGCCCACUUUGGAAAAGCUGGCUUAGUCCAGUGGGACCGAUUCACGUGCACCGACAUUCAGGAAAUUGUGCGUUGCUUGGGGCCACAUGUGCUUUCAAGAAUCUGUGAGCUGUUGGCCCGUCAGUUUCGACAUCGCCGAAGCGGCCUGCCAGACUUGCUUGUCUGGAACCCAGAGACGGGAAAAGCUAAGGCAGCAGAAGUGAAAGGACCCGGUGACACGCUCUCCCCAAAGCAAGUUGUCUGGCUGCGCGAGCUCUUAGCGUUGGGUGUGGAUUGUGAAGUGUGCCGCGUCACAGCAACAAGCUCGAAAAGGCUGCAGAGGAAGAAGGCUGGAGCAGAAGAUUCAAAAGGAUGUUCAGAGCAGAUAGAGUGAGGAGGUUUAUUUUUGUGGCAGUUGCGUGGGCCCCUUUUCAUAUUCUUGAAAACAAGGGUUCCAAAGUUUUUCAUUAUAUAAUAAAUUGACAGGGCUUAAUGUCCCGAAACAAAAUGUGGGCUGUUAGCCUUGAAUUAAGC